This is a messenger RNA of Gigantopelta aegis, 1278 nucleotides long. RefSeq names its product matrix metalloproteinase-16-like. Bases 1 to 1278 code for a protein of 425 amino acids. Gene Ontology annotation, biological process: collagen catabolic process; proteolysis; extracellular matrix organization. Gene Ontology annotation, cellular component: extracellular matrix. The record is from RefSeq and is a predicted model, not a curated record. Lineage: Eukaryota; Metazoa; Mollusca; Gastropoda; Neomphalida; Peltospiridae. The transcript is spliced from 8 exons. Gene Ontology annotation, molecular function: zinc ion binding; metalloendopeptidase activity.
AUGGCGGCCAUCUUGGAAAUUCACGAGUUCCACCACAAUGUGUCUUGGACACGUGGUCCCUAUCAAAAGUUAAAAACUAAGGCAAUGGACAAACAUUAUCCACUUUUAAAUAACAGAAUGAUACAAAAGCAAGACGAUGGGAAACAAACGAAGCUUUCCGAAGGCGGAGAAAAUGGUGGAAUCUUUGGAGAUUGGUUUGGUCAAAAUAUCAGAGGUCUUUUGAAUCUGAAUCCAGUUUUCCUCGUACCUAUCGCUGUGGAUUAUCGCUCCGAGAAAGCUGUAGAAUAUCUCAAGUUCUACGGGUAUUUACCAAAAGAUUCCAAGACAUCUGACAAGUCGCUUGGCAAAGCCCUCAAAGUGUUUCAGCAAUGGGCCCACGUGAACGAAACUGGUGAACUGGACAACGCAACAUGGACCAUGAUGCACGAGGAAAGAUGUGGCAUGCCGGAUAUCAUCACAGUCUCGCCUAGACGACGUCGAUACGCAUUGCAUGAAACUCACUGGAAUAAAAGACUGAUAUCCUAUUGUCUCAAGUCUUACCCCGACGAGUUGAGCUUUCCUAAAGAUGACGUGCACAGGACUCUUGACAAGGCAUUCAAGGUAUGGGCAUCCGUGAGUUCGCUAUCUUUUCAACGUUUCAAAAAAUGUCCGGCCGAUAUCGUCAUAGAGUUUCAGGAAGGGGAACAUGGCGACGGCGUGCCCUUUGACGGACGCGGAGGCACCCUUGCUCAUGCGUAUUUCCCAGGAAAUGAUGGAAGAGGUAUCCAUGGAGACAUACACUUUGAUGAUGCCGAGUUGUGGACAAUGGCAAAGCACAGACGUGGUUUUGAAAACCUGUUUUGUACUGCAGUUCAUGAAAUAGGUCACAGCCUCGGUUUGAGACACACUAGGAAAAAGGGUGCAGUCAUGUGGCCAUGGGCUCAGUCUUGUAAAGAUGGCCCUCUUAGUCACGAUGACAUCAGUGGAAUACAGGCCUUAUAUGGGCCGCCUAAACGCUAUUCAGUGCCAACUACAUUUGAUAGGAGACCUUUUCGACCAUCGACUCAACUGAGAGUCGAACCGACGUCUGUUCUGUCGACCUACGACGACAGUGCGACCGAUACCAUCCCUGCUGUACAUCCAAGAGACGUCCCCACGACUCCACCAACAGAACAGACGACAGUGUCUUCAGACCAGGCAGAUCCUUGUGAUGGAAUAAUUGAUGCCAUCACAGUGGCCGCUGAUGGAAAUACUUAUGGUUUUAGAGGCAAGCAUUUGUGGGAAAAGGGGCGGGCGUAG